GCUCGAAGGGCAUGGAGAUCAUUACGUAAAACGUGCCAUGUGACGGCGGAGAGGUUGGGUGAGAACGACACGUGUUGUAUCAUUAUCAAGUAGGUACAAAAGCCGCAAGGCUUAAGAGGUGGGUCAGGGUGAGAAAAAGUCGUAUAAAAGGAGAGAGAAAAGGCGACAGAGAUCAGUCGAACGAGUAUCUCCGACACGGCAACAACUGCAGCGCACUACUUGUCACCAAUUGCCUUCUUCAUUGUACAACCAAUUCGCAAUCAUGGUAUAGUUAACUAUGGAACUGCGCUGCUGUGUGGUGAUGUAUCGUUACUAAUGGUUGGAUCUCUGCUCCAGCCUACUACACCGAAGUCCCCAAGUACUACACGACUACGAAUGCUGCCCCAGCCUGCUAGACCAAGGCUCCAGCUUAUUUUAAUACCAAAGCGGACGAGUACUACACCGAACCUCACAAGUACUACUCUGCCCCGAUGUACACAACCACAACUGAGGCGGCCAAGUACUACGUAGUCCAGACUUACAACACAGCAGCUGCUCCUUCAUACUACGUUGAACUGAAAUACUACACCAAGGCUCCAGUUUGCUACAGCACAGCUUACGCUACACCUAGAUACUAUGACGAAGCCCCCAACUACUACACCGAAGAGGCCACAUAUUACACAUCCACGUACGCUGCCCAAGUUUACUACACCGAGGAACUGAAGUAUUACUCUGCUCCAAGCUACUACCAAAAUGAGGCUCCUGUUUACUACAACAAGCCACCGUGUAUUACAACCAAAUGUUAACUAUGGCGUCGUGCUGCUGUUGGUUGUAUUAUCCUUGAUGGUUGGGCCGACCACUGGUGAACUGAUGUGUUUUGGGUAUGGCGGAUACCAAACCGCAACGCCGGAGUCUUACUACACAACAACAUAAGCAACAACCGGAUGCUUUACCACCAAGGACCCAGAGUAUUACACCACAACUUAUAAUGUCCCGAACUUGUACACCGAAGCUUCGAAGUACAACACUGCCCCGAGUUAAACCACGAAGGGAGCGGAGUACUACACCACGAAGGGAGCGGAGUACUACACCACAAAACUACGCUUCCGCAACUUACUACAUGGAGGUUCCUAAAUGCUAGAGCCGAAAUUUCCAUUUGAUUUUAUUUACAUUUGUCGGUUGUCUUCAUGGUCAUUGGUCACUGGAAAUUAAUGGUUGAUCUUAAAUGAGAAA
This is a messenger RNA of Daphnia pulicaria, 1212 nucleotides long. RefSeq lists its product as uncharacterized. Lineage: Eukaryota; Metazoa; Arthropoda; Branchiopoda; Diplostraca; Daphniidae. The coding region runs from base 471 to 785 and encodes 104 amino acids. The transcript has 3 exons. The record is from RefSeq and is a predicted model, not a curated record.